Labeo rohita (rohu) is the source of this 1746-nucleotide messenger RNA. Its product is annotated as glutathione S-transferase A-like. The coding region runs from base 100 to 780 and encodes 226 amino acids. The record is from RefSeq and is a predicted model, not a curated record. The transcript is spliced from 6 exons. NCBI's taxonomy places the organism in Eukaryota, Metazoa, Chordata, Actinopteri, Cypriniformes, Cyprinidae.
UAGGCGUUUGUCAGAUUCACCGUGGCGCACUAAAAUCUGCGGUCUGUUCUGCACAGUGCGCACAGUCUUAUUUCCUAAUUAAGCGUGAUAUUAGCGGUCAUGGCGCAGAACAUAAUGCUGUACUGGACCUCCGGUUCUCCGCCGUGCUGGAGAGUCAUGAUCGCGCUGGAGGAGAAGCUGCUGCAGGGAUACAAACAAAAACACUUGUCCUUUGAAAAGAACGAACACAAGUGUGAAGAAGUGAAAGCUCUCAAUCCCAGAGGCCAGGUCCCGACUUUCAAGCACGGGGACAUCGUCGUGAACGAGUCGUUUGCCGCGUGUCUGUACCUGGAGAGCACGUUUAAGUCUCAAGGCACCCGUCUGAUCCCUGAUGACCCGGCUGAACAAGCGCUCGUCUACCAGCGAAUAUUUGAGACUGAAAACCUGCAGCAGAAAUUGUCUUAUGUGGCUUUCUAUGAGUGGUAUGUUCCUGAAGGAGAGAGACUUGAAUCGGCUCUGAAGAGGAAUAAAGAGAAUUUAAUCACCGAGCUCAAACUGUGGGAGGGAUAUUUGGAGAAGAUGGGUAAAGGCUCGUACCUCGCUGGCAAGAACUUCACCAUGGCAGAUGUGGUUUGUUUUCCCGUCAUUGCGUAUUUACCAUAUCUUCACUGUCCUAAAGAGCGUUGUCCCAGACUGAUGGAGUACUACGAGAUGGUGAAGGACCGUCCCAGUAUCAAAGCCAGCUGGCCUCCUCAUUGGCUGGAGAAACCAGAGGGUCAAGACACACUCAAGAACCUGUGAAGAACAUCAGGACGUCCCUAACGCCGCAACAGCAUAAUACCAUCAGUGUGUUCAGUUUUAUGAACUUGCUGUAUUAAAUCAGCGUUUCUCAGGGAGAUUUGUACUCCUAGUGGUCCGUCAUGUAAUUGCAGGGGGUCAUUAUAAAAAAGUUUAAAGCAUUUUUAAGAUGCAAAUAUUAGCUUAAAAUGCUGUUUCUACUUGAUCUGAACUUCACAUUAACUUUCCAAUGAUCUUUAUUUUCAGAAUUACUUUUCUACAUUUUUAAUGAUUGUUUUCAACUGUUAAUCAUUUUCAAACAUUUAAAGCAGGCAGGGUUAACCUUACAGUAGACUUUCAGAAUCCUUCAUCAUUUGAAUUAAGAUUAUGUAAUUUCGUUUUAAAACAGCCACCGCAAAAUCAAACUUUCGCACUUUUUAAAAAAAAAAAUUGAGAUCAUUCUGAGGUUAAAUACAAAUUUGAAAUCAUAAGAUAUAGUUUAACAGCUUUGAUAACUAAAUAAGCGAAUAAAACAGUUAUUAAAUAAGCACGUGUCCUAUUCAGUUUUCUAAACUCCUGAAAUAUUGAUGUUUCAAAUUUUAGAGAAGUCAGUGUAAUUUGGGAAAUAUAUCAACUAAAUCUGUGUGUGUGUGUGUGUGUGUGUGUGUGUGUGUGUGUGUAAAAUAUUAAAAUUGAAUUACACAUUAUUUCUCUGUAACAGAUUAGUUACAUUUAUUUUUGUAACUAAAUUACAUAACUCCAUUACAUGUAACUAGUCACUUGGUAAGCAUAACAGUUGCAUUUUUUAUUUGCUCCAUACCAAUUUUAUGUUAGUCAAGUGUUUAAAAUAAUCUUCUGUAAUACAAUGUGACUACUUAUCACAGGAUGACAGAAAACAUAUAUAUAUAUUUGAUUAUAUACAGUAAAUGUUGAUUAGCUCUGCAUUAGAAAUAUACAAAAAAAAAAAAAUAAAAAAAAAAAAAAACAUAA